Messenger RNA from Micropterus salmoides (largemouth bass), 5699 nucleotides. Its product is annotated as voltage-dependent calcium channel gamma-4 subunit-like. Bases 449 to 1795 code for a protein of 448 amino acids. Gene Ontology annotation, molecular function: voltage-gated calcium channel activity; channel regulator activity. The transcript is spliced from 6 exons. NCBI's taxonomy places the organism in Eukaryota, Metazoa, Chordata, Actinopteri, Centrarchiformes, Centrarchidae. The record is from RefSeq and is a predicted model, not a curated record. Gene Ontology annotation, cellular component: AMPA glutamate receptor complex; postsynaptic density membrane. Gene Ontology annotation, biological process: postsynaptic neurotransmitter receptor diffusion trapping; neurotransmitter receptor internalization; transmission of nerve impulse.
CACCACAUGUAGGCUACCCGUACACAUUGUACUCUUGCUAUAAUCAUCCGGGAACCACGGUGCUCUCUGCUUUGUAUUUACAUUUGUGUUUAUUUAGGAUAUUUAAGACGGCGUUUAUCAGAUACCUGUGCGUGAAGACGUAUUGCAAGCUAAGAUGACUGCCAUGACAAUUCAAUGAGAGGAGAGGACGCCAAGUGAAGCAUCCCCCGCUGACUAAAAAGGAGAGAAGUGCUCAAGGUAAAAAGAGGAGAGGGAGUAGAAGAAGUGAAAGAAGAAGAAGAGGAAGAAACAAGGGAUAAGAAGAGAGAGAGAGGCAGAGGAGUGAGAAAAGAGGCAGGGGAGAGAAACUGAAGGAUAAACGGUGGAUGGAGGCGGCUCGGACCGGGGCUACGGAGCGCUCUUCACCGACGAAGAAGAAGAACAGCAGCAGCAGCGGGGGGGAGAGGAGAUGGAGGCGAAAGGCAGAAACAUGCCCUCAGAUAUUAGUUUCCUUCCCCGCCCAGCGAUGGUGUGGUGUGAGCGGGGAAUCCAGGUGCUGCUGACUACCAUGGGAGCGUUCGCGGCCUUUGCCCUGAUGACGGUGGCUAUCGGUACAGACUACUGGCUGUAUGCCCGCGCCUUCAUCUGUAACAGCACAGCCAACUCAUCCCAGGAAGACUCCAACAACAAGGACAAGAAAGACCCUGGGGCACUCACCCACUCUGGCCUCUGGAGGAUCUGCUGCCUGGAAGGCUUGAAGCGAGGUGUGUGUUCCCAGAUCAAUCAUUUCCCAGAUGACGCAGACUACGACCAAGAUGCUGCAGAGUAUCUGCUGCGUGUGGUACGAGCAUCAAGCAUCUUCCCCAUCCUCAGUGCCAUACUGCUCCUCCUGGGUGGGGUGUGUGUUGCCUCAAGCGGCUUCUACAAGAGCAAAAGAAACAUCAUUCUCGGAGGAGGGAUUCUGUUUGUAGCUGCAGGCCUCAGCAACAUCAUCGGAGUGAUCGUGUACAUCUCAGCAGCACUGAGCGACAUCUCCCCCAAGAAAGAUGAGGACAAGAAGUGGCACUACUCCUACGGCUGGUCCUUCUACUUUGGCGGCCUGUCCUUCAUCCUGGCUGAGAUGGUGGGUGUCCUCGCUGUCAACAUCUACAUUGAGAAGAACAAGGAGCUGCGCUGCCGUUCUCGCACCGACCUCUUUAAGAGCACCACGCACGCCAUGCUGCGACUGCCCAGCUACCGUUUCAGACGGCGCUCUCGUUCCAGCUCACGCUCCACCGACCCGCCGCACUCACAGGAGACCUCGCCCAUUGGCGCUUCCAAGACCUUCAGCCUGCCACCCUCUGCCCCACCCUUCUCUGUGGCCACUCUGCCCAACCCCCACCACACCAGCAGCGGUGGAAGCGGAGGAGGGGGCGACAUCUCCAUGUACACCCUGUCGAGGGACUCCAAACUGGGCAGCCUGGGAGGCGGCGCCCCACCUCUCUACGGCACAGUGGACCGCGCCACGCUGUACCAGCUCCACAACUACUUCCCAAAAGAUUCCAGUGGCAGUGGUGGAGGAGGAGCAGCGGUGAUAAGCAGCGGUACACUGCCAUCUCACUCCAAAUCCAACUUGGCAGCAGCAGCGGCUGUAGCCCAGAAUUCAGCACCGCUGAAUACCUCCACAUCAGCCACCACACCUGCCCAGUCAGCUCCGAUAUCUACAGCCACAAUGGAGAGGGACAGGGGCAACAUGGGAACCCUGGACCGACUGACAGCCAAAAGGGACAGGGAUAGCAACUCAGAUACACUUAACAGGAAAACUACACCAGUUUAAAUCUAAACCACACAGAGGAAAGUGAGAGGUUAAAUAAAAGAGAGGUGGAACUGAGUUUAGAGAGGUUAGAGAUAUCUGAGUUGAAAGAGAGGCUGAAAAUGUGUAGGUGACACUUAGACGGUAAUGUUUCUGUCCUUGAGCCUGGGGUAUCUAGCUGCCAUAAUUACUUACCAAUAUCAUAAACAGUCAUUAAACACCUGAUGUUAUGUGCAAAUUCAAAAACAACUGCCUUAAAAUGGUCAUGAUUUUAUCUUCAUCUUCCUUGGAUUAAGUUAAUUACACAGUAAUGGUGCAGUGGAGGCUUUAGCAGAAGGGAUUUUUUUUGUAACUUUUCAUUUCAGCAUCGCUCCAUUUCAGAUUUUGUUGUACAAAAUCAUACACUCACAACUGUGAGCUUUCCGGUAAAACCAGUCUCCCAGUGCAGCAGUUGGGGGUUAAGUGCCUUGCUGAGGAGGCAGCAGAGCUCAGAAGUUAUUUACUCUCUUGUUUGACAUUUUGUCAGCUGCAAUGGGGAUUUAAAUUUCCACUUCACUUUAACAAUAAGAACCUAAUAAGCUCUGAUCUUGUGAUUUGUAAGAAACAAGACAUCUAAGUUAAAACAUUACUAAAUCUGGCUUAAAAGUGAACGUUUUCACACAUCUAGACAUCCAGUUUAAGCUUCAGGCAUCUUAUCACCUGCAAACUUUCUGGUUUUCUAAACCAUACAACACUUUUUAGAAUCAUAAAUAACAAAAUAAAUAAGUGGCCAGAUGGUAUACGCCACAAUUAAAUUUCUGUUUAAAAAAGAACAGAGACACAGACAGGUACGGUCAGCCAAGUAUCAAGCUGCUCAUUGCUCAAGAUGACUUUCAAUUCAAGGUCAACAGUAGCUACUUAAUGCCUGGUCUUAAGAAAGUAACAUCAGCCACCUACCUACUGACACACACACACACACUCACCAGAGAGGCUGACACAGUGUGAGUCUAUUUAUUUUUCAUUGUGUGUCAAAGGUAAUUACAGUGACAGAUGGGCAUUAACUCACUCCUAGAGAAAGACACAGCCAUAGACUUUAAGCUUCACCCUGUACGCCUCCAUUACACCACUGCCAGUUGUCAGUAGUUAGGUUAAACACUGCAACAAAUCUGACGUUUAAUUCCUAGAGCCUUUGUUCAAAUGUGUCAAAUAUUUUCAGAAUUCUGGCCGAAUAAAAGUAGACCGCUGUUCUUGUUUCAAGAUAAUUUCACUUGUUUCUUGUUCCCUAAACAAACAAGAAUUUUGAUAUUGGGCAGUUCUUGCAGGUCUAUCACUUGAGUAUACUUGUGUAUACGGCCACAACCUCCAAAAUUUGUUGUGAAGCCAAUAGCACCAAUCUACAUUUGUAAGCAGGUAACUUCCAAUUAUAGAGUUUUCUAAGGGAAAAUGGUUUCAAACUCAGAAAUGUCAGUAGCUAGCCAUGUAAUUCUUUAAUUAUUGGUAUUGCUCAACAGUACUUGAAGCACACUGCUCAUGAAUUUUGGUUGUUUCAUGUCAUCAGACAGUAGAAAUGUAAAUGCAUCAAGUCGAUGGAAGUACUUGUAAGAACUGGACCUUUAUGCACUCUAUGUGAUGUUUACUUGCCCACAUUGAUUCCAGGGUUUGUAUGACUGUUUAUGAUGAUGAUUCGAUACUGAAGGCUACAAGGCAGCAUCCAUUGAGUUCUUGCAAAGGGCUGCAACCACAGGCAACAGGGUGGGGGUCAAUUCAGUUUACACUCAGGGGGUGGAGUUUUAGUUAGAACUUAGAUCAAAAGCUAAAAAUUUAAAUCAUGUGUUACUCCAAUAUGAGAUAUCAACCAUUUUAUCAAAUCAAGUUCCACUUAUUCUUAAAAAAUAAUACAAAAUUGAAGCACAUUAUUUAUUAAAGAAGUAAAAAAAAGAUUAUAUUAUGAUGAUAUUAGAUUUGUAAAGAACCAAUCAGAUUCUGAACACAGUAUAUUUUUGAGGGUGUUUCUGAAUUGUUGUCAGUGGUAACUUGAGGGCAAAACAUUUCCGUAAUGGAUGCGCUGCAUAACAUUUUUGACCAAACCCUUCACAUGUCCUAAAUCUGACUACUGGACUGAUAUACUGAACAAUGAAUGCACUUCUGAAUCAGCUGCGUUUGCUAGUGAAUUCAACACAAACUUGGCUGGAAGAGGGAAAGAGAAAAUAGCACAACAGCUAGCUUCAGUUCCCCUUUCAUCCAUCUCUCUUUUAGAUUUAACUAUAUACUGUUUCACAAACUAGAAUAAUAAAUGUAUUAUUGAGUAUAUUAUCGGCCCAUCCACUUCAAAAAAGCACAUAAUGUCUGUAAAUGCUAAUCUUUGUGUUGUCUUUUCAUUCUGAGUGAUGGAUCAUCUCUGGGUUACAUGAGACUGUGACUCCUUGAGUAUUAAUAUCAUGUUGCUGGUGUUUCUAUGAUCGUAAUGGUUAUUGCAGGGUAAUUAUACCUUUUGAAAUCUUUACUUUUUGUAAUUUUUUUUAUGUUCCUUUCAACGACUUUUAAAUUUUCUUUCUCUUGCUUAUGUACACUAAAGUUAGUGGUGUCAUGUGGAGAGCAUGUGCACAAAAGUGAGAGGGUGAUAAUGUGUAAAUUCAUCUCUGAAUCAUCUUCAUUUUCACUUAAUUCAUUACAUUUAUUUGUACAGGGAGGGGUUGACUGAGCAUGCAUGCUCUUUUUCAGUAACACCCUGCUUCACCUUUACCUUCACAUUGGCACCCACUCAGUAAAACCAGUCAUCUGCUGGUUACUGAGCUGCUUCCCUGGAACAAUUGGGGGCUACGUGCCUUGAUCAAGCACAUUGAUAGUUGUUGAGUGUAGCGUGUUUGUCAAUUUAUUUCCUUCAUCUUGGUUGUUCCACCCAUUCUAAAUAUAUUACUGGGCCUUCUAGUCCACUUUUUUCCAAAUAUCACUCUAAACUUUACUGUGUACAUUAUUUUUACUGUAAACUAUUAAAUUGCACUGUUUUUCUUUUAUAUUUUCAUUGAAUUACUCGCUUCUUUUUUAAGUUGUUUCUGUUAUUUUGAUUUUUUUAAAUGUUUAUCUCUUUCCCUACUGUUAUUCUUUUCUUUAAUCUUCUCCUAAUUCUUUUAUUUCUUAAUUUCUCUUUAAGUUGUCGUUUUUCCUAGUUUUUAUUUCAGUUUUGGCUUUUGUUGUUUGUUGUCUCUUUUGUAAUAUUUGUAUUUACACUGUUCUCUGCUGUCAUUGUUUUGUCCUCAUUUCUUUGCAGGCUAUCAUUUUGUGUUUUUUUUUUUCUAAACAUUACCAACGUAGCCUAAUAAUCAGUGUUUUUUAAUGUUCUGACUAGUGUGUAACUGUAGGCGAUGGAAUUUAUAUUAAUCUAUUUAUUUUCGUGGUUGUGUAUAGAUAUUGGUAAUGUUAUAUUCUUUCGGAGUUCUUACACCUGUAACUUUGGGCUACAAAGGCUUUCAUGCCUGCCUGUGACAUAUUGUCAGUAGCCUAAGUGCUGUUAGAGUGGGCUAAAUGUGGUCUGUGUUGGUGUUGUCAGUGGUUUUUACAUUGUAAACAAGUACAGCAAAAUACAUCAGCCCCAUGCUUCCAAGACACGUGUAUUGUUGAACACCAACAUGCAUCCCAAGCAUUUUACCUUUUAUACAGUGAUUGUGAGAACAUGGUCAAAAGCAGAUGUUCUGUUCCUUUGUUUUCAAUUUAUAUCCUGAUGUGAAAGCCUUUUUAAAGGCGGUAUAAGUCACCAGCUCCUUUUCUCAACACUUAGGCUACUGACACUAGUCAAACCUGAAACUCUUCAAAUGGACUGGUAUAUUUCCACCCCAACCGGUACAUGUAAACAACAAUAAGGAAAAGGGGAAGCAAUACAAUAUACUGAUCCUCACUGGAAAAGACAAAAAAUAUAAGGUAUAUAUACAUAUAUACAUAAAUAUAUAGAUAU